AUGAGCGACCGUGGUUCCAAACCGUCUAGCCCGACAAGGAACCCAAAACCCACCGGAAGCUGCACUACAGAAGUCACUCAGACGACUACCUCUUCUGCAGCACACCCGGGUCUGGAGGAUAUAUCUCAAUCGACCUCUGAACAACCCCUGUCAACACCCGUAAUUGUCGUUACAAGGUCGCCCGCCUCUUCACGGGCACAAACUCCAGAGUCGGGGGCUCGACAGGGUCAUCCCCUUGUUAUCCGUCAUCGCUCAAGAUCUAGUUCGCCGCUACAGCUUCAGAGACAGGAACGCUCUCCUACGCCUUACGAACGCCCACAGCGCUCUCAGUCACAACCCCUCGAAGCCUCAAUACCUGUGACGAACAUCACCAUGUCUUCUUCGGGAUCUUCGCCAUCGGGCACGUCCAGUGCUGGCAGCAACUCUGGAUCAGGUCAACUUCCAUACGCCCCGUUUCCAUAUCCAAUGCCCGCCAAUCCUAGGGGCGGCUCGAGCCAGGGAAGUCAAGGCAAAUAG
Messenger RNA from Alternaria burnsii, 516 nucleotides. RefSeq lists its product as uncharacterized. The coding region runs from base 1 to 516 and encodes 171 amino acids. The record is from RefSeq and is a predicted model, not a curated record. NCBI's taxonomy places the organism in Eukaryota, Fungi, Ascomycota, Dothideomycetes, Pleosporales, Pleosporaceae. The transcript has a single exon.